AUGCUCCAGACACAUGGAGCCCAACCUUCCACUCAGUAUCAGGGGAUGCCUUCUCAUAGUGGUCUUUACCAGCCCUCUAGCAGUGGCUCCCCUCCACCUAGCAUUACACUGCCUCGCAUGGGCAUUCAGCAGCAGCAGAACCAGCAGCAAUCUGCACAACAAGUCACCAUCCAGGUGCAAGAGCCAUCAGACAUGACUGGAGCUUCGCGGGCUAUGCCAGUGAAUCCUUGUGCCAACCACAUGCAGAUGCAGCGAGCCUCGAUUAUGGCUUCUUUGAGCAGCUACACCCACAGACCAUUAUCUAAGCAGCUGAGUGCUGACAGUGCUGAGGUGCACAGUCUGAAUGUGGGUCGUUACUCUCCUUCAACAAAUUAUGACCAGACUCACCUGCACCCUCAUGUGUUUUCUGAUCAGCAACGGGGCUCCCCCCACAAGCUACACUACACAAGGAAGCGGGGGGUACACCCCAUCUGGUAGCACUGGUUAUCAUCAGGCCUUGAAAGUUCCUCAACUAGAACAGUACCCUUCAUUCCCACAAACCCCCCAACAGAACUACACUGCAUCUGCUCUGCAGCAGGCCUUGCUCUCACCCACACCUAGCACGUAUACAAGGCACCACCAGCAACUUCCGCACAUGCUUCAGGGUCUGUUGUCCCCACGGCACUCUCUGACUGGCCAUGCAGAUGCACGCCUGCCUCCUGCUGAUUUUAUGCAGCUUAUUAAACAACACCAGCAACAACAACAGGAGUUGAAUGAACUGUUCAACCAGCACCUGAGUCAAGGAGACACAGGCAACCUUUCCUUCCAGAGUCCCCCUGAAACUUAUCACAAUCUUCUUCAGAUCCGAGCACAAGAAUGUAUGCAUCAAGCAACGCCUACUCCUCCACCGCCCCGAUUCCACCCAUCUAUACUACAUUCAGAGAGCAUGGAGGAGGACUGUACUGGAGAAGGACAUAGGAUGGGUGAAGGGGAGACUGUCAGAGGAUUAAGCAAACCCCAUCAAGAGACUGGGCAUGGGGAUUCAGAAACUCUUCUAGGGACACUGGCGCUUAGAGAGCAUGAAUUGGGGACGCAACAGUAUCAGCCACAGAAUUCGUACAGUGGGACCAAGAUGACCAGCAGAGAACCAGGUGCUACGGUGAACUGCAUGGACAAAGUUUCUCCUCCUCAUGCCAUGGACGUUCCAGACCAUAAUGGUGUCCCUUACUCUCCCAGGUCGUCAGUUAGUGAGCAUGCUCGUUCCAGGAUGUUGCAACGGCACCACACCAUCCAAACUAGUGAUGAUGCCUAUGUGCAGCUGGACAAUUUGACUGGCAUGAGUUUAAUGGCGGGUAAGGCUCUAAGCUCUGCACGCAUGGCAGAUGCAGUUUUGAGUCAUUCUUCACUUAUGGGAAGUCAACAGCUCCAGGAUGGCGAGGAGAGUGAAGACUGUGAGAGAACUCCAGAGGAUACAGAUUUACCUGUUAUUGGAGACAAUGGACAACAUCUCUCCACCUCUUGUUACCCCACAACCAUGCUGCUGGGGUACAAGCACACCGAUAUGAACUUCAGUAUGGAGCAAGCCGGCGUGUGA
Messenger RNA from Staurois parvus, 1573 nucleotides. The record is from the annotation of a GenBank genome assembly. NCBI's taxonomy places the organism in Eukaryota, Metazoa, Chordata, Amphibia, Anura, Ranidae.